AUGGGCUGGACUGUGUGUAAUGCUACGGAGGAGCAUGAAAAAAUCUCCGAAACCGCCCUCUGGGAUGGCGGCGUCACUUUUCACGACCUGAGCUUGAUUGUGGGUGGUGUAUGUGGUUUACUCGCCUGCAUCAUCUCCAUCGCCCUUAUCAUGGCCCAUGCCAUGCACUACAGCAAACCUAUCGAGCAGCGCCAUAUUAUUCGAAUCCUAUGGAUGGUUCCUAUAUAUUCGAUCGUCGCAUGGCUCAGCAUCAUGUUCUAUAACGAUUCCGUCUACUUCGAGGUUAUCGGUGACUGUUAUGAAGCGUUCGCCAUUGCCUCUUUCUUCUCCCUCAUGUGCGCCUAUAUCGCGCCCGACUUGCAUAGCCAGAAGGACUACUUUCGCGGUAUUCAGCCCAAGCCAUGGGUUUGGCCCUUGAACUGGUUUCAGAAGUGGGCAUGGUGUGGAGCGAAGCGAGGGGCGUGGCGGAACCCGCGAAGCGGUUUGACGUGGUUCAAUGUGAUUUGGGUCGGUGUCUUCCAAUACUGCUUAAUGCGCGUGUUGAUGACCAUUGUCGCGGUCGCCACUCAAGCUACCGGGAGGUAUUGUGAAGAAACGCUCAGUCCUGCCUUUGCGUAUAUUUGGGUUGUCGUCAUUGAAUCCGUCAGCGUCAGUAUUGCGAUGUACUGCCUGAUCCAGUUUUACAUCCAGAUUAAGGAUGAUAUCAAGGAGCAUAGCCCUUUCUUGAAAAUCCUUGCGAUCAAACUGGUUAUCUUCCUUUCUUUCUGGCAAUCGGAAGUCAUUAGUCUGCUCAUGUCUAGUGGCAUUGUCAAUGGUUCGAAGAAGGUUAACACUAUCGAUCUCAAGUACAGUCUACCAGAGCUCUUGAUUAACAUCGAAAUGUUAAUUUUCGCCAUUUUGCACUGGUGGGCUUUCCCCAAGAAACCCUAUAUGAUUCCCAGCCAAUCCGCAGAGGUGACCGAUUUCUACGGCGCUGGCAAGGGAUCCUACGAAGGAGGAAGAUGGGGUUUCAAGGCCCUAGCCGACGCAAUGAACCCACUCGACCUAUUAAAAGCCGUCGGGCGUAGUGCACGCUGGCUGGUCGUCGGCUUCAAAAAGCGCACCCUGGAUCCCAGUUAUCAACAGUCCUCGACCGACGCAAUCGGCCUGCAACCCCCAGAAUCCGGGGUCGUCCAGGGAACUGCCUAUCAGGGCGCUACACCCGUGGCGGGUGGUCGGACAGACCGUUACGGUGCUUCACCUUCACCGGACGAGGAGGGUGCCGUUCUUCUCGCUAACGCCCAAGCAAACCCGGAGGUCGCUCCUUUGGGUACUUCGCCAUACGCCUCUGAUGCGGAGGAGUAUCUCGCGGGACACUCAGGAAACCGUUACUACGGCCAAGAGAGCUCGCCUUCACCCUACUUCCCGCCUGAAAUCCCCGACACUGCCUAUCACAGCAACACUUAUGACCCCCAUUCUGCAGUCCCGAACCCCUAUGCAGCCCCGAACCCCUAUGCAGCCCCUAACCCUUACGCCGCCCCCCACCCUUAUCCAGUCGAUGGCCCGCUUCGUGAGCAGGUCCCUAUGCCCAUCCCAGAUCCAUAUAGACCUCCACCACCAUACCCGGAAAGUCAUCAUGAACGAUAA
Messenger RNA from Penicillium pulvis, 1626 nucleotides. Its product is annotated as OSTA/TMEM184 family protein. The transcript is spliced from 5 exons. Gene Ontology annotation, biological process: transport. The record is from RefSeq and is a predicted model, not a curated record. Bases 1 to 1626 code for a protein of 541 amino acids. Lineage: Eukaryota; Fungi; Ascomycota; Eurotiomycetes; Eurotiales; Aspergillaceae. Gene Ontology annotation, molecular function: transporter activity.